AUGUCAAAAAGAACCCGAUCUCCUGGGAAUGAGAAGGACAUACCCCGUGCGCGCCGUCCGUUCCGGCAACCCUCACCUGGCACCACCGAGCACACCGAGCACACCAGACAUCAACGGAUCGGUACCGAUGAGCAGGUCCUGCGUGAGGAUCACUCCCAGUGGUUCAUCGGUGACGGUAUGCUCCGCGCGAGGGCAUCCAACUCUUGGAUGGAUGUCCAAGAGCGUUCUAUACCCGAGCAUCCCCCUCAGCCCAUCAUGCACCCAGACGUUCUCCGGGAGGCAAGGCAGGGUGAUCGAAACGAGACUGUCGAACCGCACCCGCCGUGUCAGAACACAAAAGUACAUCUGCAUUCUACGCCGGCGCAUGCCGGCUGUAGUCGCUGCGGCAAUCUCCCCCAUUCACCCAGACAGCCAUCAGCUUCCAUCGUCUUGCCCGGCAUCGAAACAAUAACCAGCACACUCCCCCCUAACCCCGGUCAUGAACAAGUCAUCCGUGUCAUGAUCGAGGUGCCUGUCAGCAGGUGGAGGAGCUGGGUGGAGAACUGGACGCAGCACUGCGCUCAGCACCCUUCGCAGCCCUCAGGCUUCGUCCAUGUGAAUGAUCACAACCCAGCCUGGCGACCGGUCGAUGGUAACCAUAGAUGGAAUGAGGAUCGACGUCUUCCCCCUCCAUUCUCGUCGUGUCGGAUCCCUUUCCCUGGGCAGAUCGCCAGCCACCAACCGCUCGCAGACAGGCAGGAGACGUAG
Dacryopinax primogenitus is the source of this 747-nucleotide messenger RNA. RefSeq lists its product as uncharacterized. The record is from RefSeq and is a predicted model, not a curated record. The transcript has a single exon. NCBI's taxonomy places the organism in Eukaryota, Fungi, Basidiomycota, Dacrymycetes, Dacrymycetales, Dacrymycetaceae. Bases 1 to 747 code for a protein of 248 amino acids.